Trachemys scripta elegans is the source of this 2424-nucleotide messenger RNA. RefSeq names its product transmembrane protein 255A (gene TMEM255A). NCBI's taxonomy places the organism in Eukaryota, Metazoa, Chordata, Testudines, Emydidae. The record is from RefSeq and is a predicted model, not a curated record. The coding region runs from base 135 to 1106 and encodes 323 amino acids. The transcript has 9 exons.
CCGGGCAUGGCCAGGCGGGCUGCGCUGGGGGACACGGCCGCUGCUGGGCGCAGACGGCCGGGGAGGAGGCGCCGCGCUCCUGCCUUCUAGGCGCUCGCUCGCUCGCCCCCGGGGCCCGGCUGGCAGCCGGCACCAUGCGCCAGUCCCUGACUCAGCAGCGCUCCAGCGCCGUCCCCCUGCCUGACUCCGCGGGGUCAUUCAAUAGAAGAAAAAGAAAUUCCCUCUACGUAACUGUGACUCUCCUCAUUGUGUCAGUAUUAAUUCUUACGGUGGGCCUAGCUGCUACAACAAGAACCCAAAAUGUGACUGUUGGAGGUUAUUACCCUGGGGUUAUUCUUGGUUUUGGGUCAUUUCUUGGAAUAAUUGGAUCAAACUUGAUAGAAAACAAAAGACAAAUGCUAGUUGCAUCCAUUGUCUUCAUCAGUUUUGGAGUCAUUGCUGCGUUCUGCUGUGCCAUAGUUGAUGGUGUCUUUGCUGCCAGGCACAUAGAUCUUAGGCCACUGUACGCAGGCCGAUGUCAGUAUUAUUCCAAAAGUACGACUCCACCCGAGGGGGUCUGCAAUCCACAGCGCCGGGGACCUUGCACACCUAAAAUAAAAACCAACACCUGCUUCUGCUGUGACCUAUACAACUGUGGAAACAGAGUGGAAAUUUCUGGUGGGUACUAUGAAUAUAUUGAUGUCAGCAGCUGCCAGGAUAUCAUUCACCUUUACCACUUGCUCUGGUCAGCGACAAUUUUGAACAUAGUUGGAUUGUUUCUAGGGAUCAUCACAGCUGCAAUCCUUGGAGGCUUUAAAGACAUGACUCCCUCCCUUCCUACACUGAACUGUACAGUUGAAAACGCACAUCCCUCAGUGUCCUAUUACUCAAGGCCACAGGUGACUUCUUACAACACUUACUACCACAGCACUCCUCAUCUGCCACCAUACUCAGCGUAUGACUUCCAGCAUUCCAGUGUGUUUCCAACCUCCACUCCUUCUGGCCUUUCAGAUGACCCCCAGUCAAUGUCACCAUCUCCAAGCUACAUGUGGUCCUCCAAUGCUCCUCCUCGCUAUUCUCCACCAUAUUUUCCUCCUUUUGAAAAGCCACCACCUUAUACACCAUAAAGAAAAAAAUGUGCUUUUGAAAUAAUUGUGAACAUUUUGUAUUUAUAUUUUAUUGGGGUGGGAGAGAACAUUACAGAAGACCAUAUAAAAUACUGGAUUCUGUUCAUUCUUGCAAGACUUAUGUAGGGGUUUAACAACUGUGUAUAGAGCAAGGAUUAUUUCAUUGAUGCUUCCUAGUGUCAGUGACUAGCGGGUGACCUAAAUUCAGGCCUCUGUUUUACAAUAUGAUUCACAGUAGUCCUUGAUUUUUAAGAGGUGCUACCUGGUCAGACUAUUGAUCGCAGUCUGCCACGCUUCAUCUUGAGCUGAGCAGUCACCUGGAUAAAUAUGGAGUGGGGUUAGCUAAAACCAGGAGUUGCCCCAGCCUACUCUUUUGCUCUAAAGGUGAGGGUGCUUGCAAAUCAGCUCUGAUGUUAAUUUUGUUUGGCCUUUCGCUUCCUACUAGAUGGACAUUGCUGGGCUGUGGAAUGUAGUUCACAUCUUUCAUUGCUUACAGUCUACAUCCUUAUCAAAGGAAAAUCCAAAGAAGAGCAUGAGUUUCUUAAAACAGAAUACAAACGGAUGGAAAAAUAAUUCUAUAGGAUAUGAUGUCCUGUAGUAGUCCAACAACUGGAAUAGCGCCUGCUGAAAGAGAGAACUGCACUAGGCAGGCUGGCUUGUUUCAGGAUGCAUCAUAAGGUAGGAGGUGUAAUAUUGAACAGAGUCUUGUUAGUUCUGGUAUGUAUAAAUAAUAUAAAAGUCACACAGUUUGGGUGGUUGUGUAUCAGCAAUUGGAUUGUAGAUAUCUCCUAAAUAGAAAGAUGCAGUUUUCCGUGUUCUGCUAAGCAAAAGCAUCCGACACUGUCCACAAGUCAUUUCAGCAAAACCAUGGGUUUUCCUUCUUUUGGUUGGGAAAUUUUUAUAGAUUGUUUUGAGUCAGCACCCUGUAGAAGAACUUUUUUAGUGGCUAUAUUACAAGCUGCAUGUCAUGAAUUUCCACUAUUUGUUCUCAAGAUGUAAGUCUCUUGUGGAUAAAAUUCAACACCACGUAAACAAUAGCCUAGGACAAAGUUGAUAAGAAUUUGCUGUUAUUGUUGUGACUUUCUUUUAAUCUUCAAAUGAUAAUUGUGCUGAUCUAGAUUUCAUGCAAGUUUUGCAUGCAUCUUGCCUAACAAAAAAGAUCCUUAUUAAGUGGCACAAUGCUCCUUUAAAGUGUGGAUACUUGGUAACUUUCAGCUCAGAACCAUUCACUCUGAGCAUUCCAUCUGUUUAUUUUGGGGAUAAAAAUAAGGGAUCUGCUUUUUGCUUGUUAUACCGAAAAGGCUGGAUUCUGUUUCAG